This is a messenger RNA of Lizanozyma spartinae, 1590 nucleotides long. It is a transcript of the gene GUA1, whose product is annotated as GMP synthase (glutamine-hydrolyzing). Gene Ontology annotation, biological process: GMP biosynthetic process. Lineage: Eukaryota; Fungi; Ascomycota; Pichiomycetes; Serinales; Debaryomycetaceae. The transcript has a single exon. The coding region runs from base 1 to 1590 and encodes 529 amino acids. The record is from RefSeq and is a predicted model, not a curated record. Gene Ontology annotation, cellular component: cytosol. Gene Ontology annotation, molecular function: GMP synthase activity; GMP synthase (glutamine-hydrolyzing) activity; ATP binding.
AUGGCUGACCUCUCUGACGUUCCUAUUGAAGUGUCUAAAGUGUUCGACACCAUCUUGGUGUUGGACUUCGGUUCUCAAUAUUCCCAUUUGAUCACUCGUCGUCUUCGUGAGUUCAAUGUUUACGCUGAGAUGUUACCUUGUACUCAAAAGAUCAGUGAAUUGACUUGGAAACCAAAAGGUAUCAUCUUGUCUGGUGGUCCUUAUUCUGUAUACGCUGAAGAUGCUCCUCACGUUGAUCAUGAAAUCUUCAAAUUGGGUGUUCCAAUCAUGGGUAUCUGUUAUGGUAUGCAAGAAUUGGCUUGGAUUAACGGUAAGGGUGUCGCCAGAGGUGACAAGAGAGAAUACGGGCCUGCUACAUUGACAGUUGAAGACAAGUCUUGUCCUUUGUUUGAUGGUGUUGAUCACUCCCAAGUUUGGAUGUCUCACGGUGACAAAUUGCAUGCUUUACCAACUGGUUACAAGGUUGUUGCAACCUCUGAUAACUCCCCUUUCUGUGGUAUUGCUCACGAAACCGAACCAAUCUUUGGUAUUCAAUUCCACCCUGAAGUUACUCACUCUGCCCAUGGUAAAGUUUUGUUGAAGAACUUUGCUGUCAAGAUUUGUCAAGCCAAUCAGAACUGGUCUAUGGAAAACUUUGUUGACACUGAAAUUGCCAGAAUUAGAAAGUUGGUUGGUCCAACUGCUGAAGUCAUUGGUGCCGUCUCUGGUGGUGUUGAUUCCACUGUUGGUGCUAAGAUUUUGAAAGAAGCUAUUGGUGAUAGAUUCCAUGCCAUUUACGUUGACAAUGGUGUUAUGAGAUUGAAUGAAACUGAAACUGUCUACAAGACCUUGACUGAAGGGUUAGGUAUCAAUUUAACUGUUGUUGAUGCCUCUGAUUUAUUCUUGGACAGAUUGAAGGGUAUCACUGACCCAGAAAAGAAGAGAAAGAUCAUUGGUAAUACUUUUAUUCAUGUUUUUGAAGAUGAAGCUGCCAAAAUUACCCCUAAGGAUGGUUCUGAAAUCGAAUUCUUAUUGCAAGGUACUUUAUACCCCGAUGUCAUUGAAUCUAUUUCAUUCAAGGGUCCUUCUCAAACCAUCAAAACCCACCACAAUGUCGGAGGUUUGUUAGAAGACAUGAAAUUGAAGUUGAUUGAACCAUUGAGAGAAUUGUUCAAAGAUGAAGUCAGACAUUUGGGUGAAUUGUUGGGUGUUCCAACAGAUUUGGUCUGGAGACAUCCAUUCCCAGGUCCAGGUUUGGCUAUCAGAGUUUUAGGUGAAGUUACCAGAGAACAAGUUAAGAUUGCCAGAGAAGCUGAUGCUAUUUUCAUUGAAGAAAUCAAAAAGGCUGGCUUGUACAGACAAAUUUCCCAAGCUUUUGCUGCCUUAUUGCCAGUUAAGUCUGUCGGUGUCAUGGGUGAUCAAAGAACUUAUGAACAAGUUAUUGCUUUAAGAGCCAUUGAAACUCAAGAUUUCAUGACUGCAGAUUGGUUUGUUUUUGAAGCUGCGUUCUUGAAGAAGGUUGCCUCCAGAAUUGUCAAUGAAGUUGAUGGUGUUGCUCGUGUCACUUACGAUAUCACUUCAAAGCCUCCAGCCACUGUUGAAUGGGAGUAA